Eufriesea mexicana is the source of this 431-nucleotide messenger RNA. RefSeq lists its product as uncharacterized. The coding region runs from base 39 to 431 and encodes 130 amino acids. The transcript has 6 exons. The record is from RefSeq and is a predicted model, not a curated record. NCBI's taxonomy places the organism in Eukaryota, Metazoa, Arthropoda, Insecta, Hymenoptera, Apidae.
CAGGAACUAUCGGGGAACUAGAGUGAUAUUUGGAAGAAAUGGGACUGGCCGAGAGAGAAGCCGAAAUGCAGGAGCUCGAAACCUCACGACCUGGCAGAUCGCGAGACCUCUUCGGCGUGCAGCUCGAGGUUACCUCCUUGCUUUUGGAAGGUGAACGCAGAAAACUAGCGGUUCUUCAGAGGGAAUUGCAAGUCGCCCUGGAAGAAGGGGGAAGUGUGAAAGUGAAAGAAAAACAGCGACAGGAACUACUGCACGCAAUAUCGAAAAUUCAAGGACAGCACGAGCAACUCGACAAGGAGUACAGAAUCCACGCUGCCGGCGUUCUCUUAUGCAACUCGAGGGGCUCCGGGAAGCGGCGCGAGCAGGAGAAGAAGAAGAAAACCGGUGCCAGAGAACGCGCCGUUUGCCGAGACAAUGCCGGCCACCUAUGA